Exophiala mesophila is the source of this 2718-nucleotide messenger RNA. RefSeq lists its product as uncharacterized. Bases 276 to 1778 code for a protein of 500 amino acids. NCBI's taxonomy places the organism in Eukaryota, Fungi, Ascomycota, Eurotiomycetes, Chaetothyriales, Herpotrichiellaceae. The record is from RefSeq and is a predicted model, not a curated record. Gene Ontology annotation, cellular component: fungal-type vacuole membrane. The transcript has a single exon. Gene Ontology annotation, biological process: macroautophagy.
UCUUACGUCGGCCACCGCCAUCCUCUACACUUCCUAUCGUCUUAAUAGGUUCGUCUUCUCUGCGAGCACGUCAACGACCACGUUCCACACCUCAUUCUGUUCCGUGUCCGAUCUCCGCAUGAAUACGCAGCUUACUGCUUUCUCCCACUCUCUUUGACGUCUGCCUGAACUUGCGAUUAAAUUGUUCGCAGCGGCGCCUUUGUCCCUCACCACCUGAUUCCUCUUUACCACUUCAGUCCGCUCUACCCACCUGUCAUCCUUCAGCGCCGACCAACAUGAGAGCUCUCGCCGUCCUCUCGGCGGCUGCCGCUGCUUCGGCCUUCGUAAUCCCAGACCAGCAGACGCUAGAAUCUCUGGCCAUCAAUGAAAAACAAUCCAAAGAACCCGAACACCCCUUCUGGGAUUCGGUUCAACACAAGGCCGAGAACUUUUGGGAGGAUCUGGAAGAAGAGUUCACAAAAGCGUCCAAAUGUUCACAUCAUAUGCUUACCGACAUUUCGGAGUCUCUCCAUGAUUCCGCCGUCAAAUACAGCGAAGACUUCCAAAACGCUUUCGCUGGAGAUGAAUGGCUAAAGACAGCCGAUUACGAUCUCGACUUGGUCCAGGAUGGCCCUCCUCACCAUGGGCCACCCCAUCACGGCCCUCCUGGACAUGGCCCUCCAGGUCGAAAGCCACCAGGCAAGGGCAAGAAGCCUCAUCACCCUCCUCAUCACGGUCCGCCGAAUGCCACCAUCUAUGAGCUUAUCUCCAAGAGCAAGUAUACCACCAAGUUGGCAGCGGCUAUCAACGAAUUUCCAGAUCUUGUUGACCUACUCAACGGCACAAAGGCAAACUAUACCUUGUUCGCCCCCACCGAUCGAGCUUUUGAGAAGAUUCCCAAACAUGCACCUAAGCCACCAAAAGAGUUCUUGAAGAAGCUUCUUACAUACCACGUUUCGUCCGAAUUCUAUCCUGCGGGCCGGGUGCUUGUAUCGAGGACAAUUCCCACCGAGCUUGAAGCAGAGGCUAUUGGCAAAGUCCCCCAACGUAUCUCAACCAGCAUUGGCCUCUCUGGCUUGCACCUCAACUUCUACUCCCGUGUUGUCGCCAUUGAUAUCUUUGGCACCAACGGUGUCAUCCACGGCAUUGACAGCAUCUUACUCCCACCCCCCAAAGCUGUUGAUAUCCUGUCUGCCCUCCCGGGCGAGUUCAGCACACUUGAUCUUGCACUCUCCAAAACGGGACUUUAUGCCGCUUAUAAUGACACCUCAAGCCACCAAGGCGGCACCAUCUUUGCUCCUUCGAACUUUGCAUUCCAACGCCUGGGUCCCAAAAUCAAUGCUUUCUUGUUCAGCAGAUUUGGGCUCAGGUACCUCAGGGCUUUGAUCCUCUAUCAUACAGCUGAUAACAUCACCCUCUACUCUGAUGCAAUCUACAAGGCUGAUUCUGCUGCGUCUCCACCCCACCACAAGGUGCCCAAAGGGCUAAUUCAUGUUGAUCUCCCCACAGCCCUCCACGGCAAGAGCCUCAGCAUCGAUAUUGCCCGUUAUGGCCGUCUGAUCACCGUCAAGAUCAACGGCUUUACCCGGGUUAGUGUGCUUGAUGGUGUUGCUGCCGACGGCGUCAUUCACGUCCUGUCAAAUGUCCUCAUUCCUCCCAAGACUCCAGGUGCGCAGAGUGCAUCAGACGACUCAUUGACACUCGAAGAAUUCAAAGACAGACUAGCUCCUUUUGUAGAGGAGCUCGAGACCCCGGAAGAAGAAAGCUUUGAAUGGAUUGAGGAUGAUGCCGAGCUUUGAAGGGACACAAGACAAACAGGAGACAGGUUUUGUUGGAACAUAUAAUUGCCCCAACGGCAACCGGGUAAGGCCUAUGAGCCUUGCAUGUAUUGCACAUGAAGAUGCAAUUACGACUCACGAUCAUUACUUCACCUUGAUGGGCGGAUGGCUGGUGGAGUUUGGGGCUUUUUUGGUAUAAUCAAAGAUACAAGUCAAUACAAUGGCUAUGGAUGCAACAUAACUUCGCUCCUCGAGUACCUGUUGUUACCUUCCUGUGAUCAUGAAUCCUGGUUCACUCCCCAAUGCCUAACCAAAAAUCAAUAGUGGGUGGCCGUAAGCUUUUCCGUCACACUAUUAUCAUCAACGUCGACGCCAUCCACAAACCAACGUCCUUCGAUGCCUUUGGCAGGGACGGCGAUACCGUCUCCAUCUUGGCCGAGCAGAAUUUCGUUGGCGCUCAUGUGCCUCUUCUCCAUCUUCCCGGUUUCAUGGUCAAAGGUCCAGUCUUCGAGCCCAUAGCACCGCUUCCAUUUCAUGCUGUCGUGUCGGUCUUGAUAUUCGUACCAGAAUUGAACGGCGAUCCUGUUAGCAGUGAAUGCAAACAAUUCCUUCCGAAGCCGGUAAUUGGCCUCCUUCUCCCACUUUUGGCGUAGCAGGUCGACAAUUUCAUCAGUGCCUCGAAUGAAUGAUGUCCGAUUUCUCCAUAUACAAUUUGGGGUGUAGCCGUUCGACACCGUGACCGGAUUUUGUGUGUUCCACAUGGCUUGAGCAAACUUGACUUUUGCUCGCGCACUUUCGAGGGUGAAUGGGGGUUUGAUGGAAGCCAUAAUGAGGCACGAUUGUGAGGAUGAGUGACUAGACAGAUACUGUCAGAUAUUUGGAAGAUGGACAAGUGUUUCACUCAAUCACUAGCAAAGGAGAAUGCUGUUGAGAUUUAUCAAGUGAAGAGAAUUGUGGCAUC